Molecule: messenger RNA, 1608 nt
Organism: Exophiala xenobiotica
Lineage: Eukaryota; Fungi; Ascomycota; Eurotiomycetes; Chaetothyriales; Herpotrichiellaceae
Exons: 1
Coding region: 228-1013 (261 amino acids)
Biological process (GO): mitochondrial respiratory chain complex I assembly
Cellular component (GO): mitochondrial inner membrane
Source: RefSeq, a predicted model, not a curated record
CUUCUUUCCGUCUACUUUCCCUUAUCUGUUGCAUCGCCGUACAGUUAGCGGUUUGCAGCCCAAGGUAAGAGCUGGAGCAUCAAGUCGAAGCAGAGACGCCCGUAUGAAGAGCUGCACCUCGGCCAGGCGGUGAAAAGGCUCGAACGACCAACUUCAUACAAACAUCAUCCGUUACACAGCGAAUGUACCCUCGCUCGAGCGAGUAAUUCGUCGACUUCCACAUCAAGAUGCACCCUCCGUCAAAAGACCUCCUCUCCGCCCUGCGACUUGCGGCUCACUAUGGGCCCUCGUCAAGACAACACGUCUGUCUCGCUGCCCGCCGAAACCUUCUCGACUUCCCUCUCACCCGACUUCUAUCAACGUCCAUAGCUCGCGAUGCUUCUCGAUCCCAGCCCACUCCUCCCUCGCCCUCGCCUUCAGGCGUCCCACCCUCCCGCUCCACCCUGAACACUCGCGCCCCAAAGUCCCACGACCGGGGUCCACGUUCAGAAGAAGACACCCAAACCGACUUCUCGGCCAUGGACAUCCUCACAAACGCCGGCGCCGCCGUCCCCGCCACAUCCAUCGACGCAUGCACGCACGACGGCUUCUACUUGAACAACGGCAUCCAGACUCACGGCGGCAUGGGCAUGUUGCUGCUUGAUGGCGAGGUCUUUGUGUGGACGCCCUGGGAUACCAGUUCCGCCACGGCCUCGAUCGCAAGCUCUACGGGCGCAGGAGGCGGUGGGUUCGGGAGUUUGCUGGAUCGGCGUGGACUUUUGACGAUACAGCCGAGGACUCUGGGAAUACUGGGCCUGAUCUAUCCGAAGCCAGACUUGUUGCUCAUCGGCACGGGCAGGAAGCUCUGGAUGCUGAGCAAGGAUACGAGGCGGUAUUUGAGCGAGGAGCUGGGCAUGAAGGUCGAUGUCAUGGAUACGCCGAACGCGGCAGCCGCGUAUAAUCUGCUCGCGACCGAGAGAGGGACGAGUGAGGUCGGCGCGUUGAUGAUUCCAGAUGGAUUCAAGGGCCUGUAGUGGGAAGUCACGGAGUCUGCUUUUCAUGCAAUUGAUCAAGAUUCCAUCUGGGUAAUCAAACGCUCUUCCCAUUACAAGAGCGCGCGAGCCCAAUUAUACUUCAUACCGCUCAUCAUACUGAAUGCCAGGAAACACGUUGAACAUUUGUGGAAUCUCUGCGCCGCGAGCCGGCAUAACGUGCUCCAAUUCGUUGCCAGAUGUCGGAUAUCCUUGAAUUGACAAGUGAAGAAGAGGCCCUGGCUCCGAAACAUGGUAUCGGAGAGCAUCGAGUCGGAGGAUCUCGAUGUGCGCCACGUCUGUUACGGCUUCAUCUUUUUCAAAGACAAGCAACUCAUCCAUGGCACCAUUGACGACGGCACGAGUGUGUGGAGGAAAGUCCCAGUGAGGUGCACUUUCACUCGCCCUGAUAGCUGCUUCCCGCAAUGAAAUGCCAGAGGAAAACGUGGAUUUCGAGCACCCAUCUUGGAUGCGAACAAGGAGUGCUUGAUUCAAGACCGAGUCCUGGGACAAGUGAGGAAGCAAAGCACUGAAGACCGGCUCCACAAAAGCAGAACGAUCUUUGGGAGAGAGCGUCAUGCACAGUAAUUCGAUCGUG